AUGUUCAUGGUUUGUCCAAAAAGUUUAUCGUUUUUGGUUCUUGUCUGUGCCUGUGCUGCCCAGGACUCACCUGAACCAAUGUGGCCUUCCCCACCUGACAAGUCAAAGGGAGGUAAGAAGAAUUUCUCCUAUUUUCUACCAUUAGAUAAUGCAUAAUAAUGGAUGAGGUAUUUAUAGCAGGGUUAAACUGGGAUAUAUUUAUGUUGUCCUCCAAAAACAUGUCUUUGUGCUUCAUAAAAUUAUAGUAGAAAAUAUCAAAUGUGAUAUAAAUUUAUGUACAACAUCAUAAAAGAUUAAUGUAUUGAUUGUUAUGCACUUGAAAAAUUAAUCAGCAGCUUUAAAACAACAUUAAGAAAGGUAUUGUGGGAACUCCUGCAAUGCAACUGUUAAAUAAAAGUGUACUACACACCAGAAAAAUUGAACAAAUUUAAUCAUAACUUUCCAGAUUUAUGAAUCAAAUGUGGUAAAGAGACAGGAACACUCUUUCAUUGCAUUUGGAAAUGCCCAAGGAUUAAAGAUUUUUGGUAAAAUGUGAGUCGUAUAAUUCAGAAGAUACUUUGAAUCCAUUUAGUAGCAGAGCCUAAAAUCUUCAUUUUUGGCAUCUCUCCAAAGGGACAUAAAAUAAAACAUAGAGACCAGAUAUUUAUAGACUUGUGUCUUAUACAUGCCAAAAGAUCAAUAGCAUUAAUAUAGAAAAGUCCCCAUAGACCAAGCAUUAAACAAUGACUUAAGGAAAUGUCAAGAUGUUUACCUUUGGAAAAAAUCACAUACACAAUUAAAGAUAAGGAAGAACAGUUUCAACACAUCUGGGGCCCAUUUAUACAUUUUCUUAUGGACAAGGACUUAUCUAGUGUGUUGGACACAGCUAGGGGAGUUAAGUCAUUACCUCUGCAAGUGAACUAAUUCGUUACUGAUAUUUACAAAGCAUCUUAUGGUAGGCAAUGUAGGUUUUUCAGGAGUCAACUACAUGGUAAAAUAGCUUUUUGUUUUACUGUUUUUAUUUAUUUAUUUAUUUAUUUAAAUAGAGUUUAUGUCUGCAAGUAUUACCUUCAUUUAUCUUAAAUAUUCAUUAUGUAUGUUUGAGCCAUCAUCCUUUAAACAUUUACAUAUAAUUUGUUUUUAUAUAUGUAUUUUUUGGGGGGAAAACAUGGACUGUCAUGGACAUUCCUGCUCUUUUUGAUAUGGUUGAAACUUCAUUAAACCGAAUGUUGAAAAAAGAGAAAAGAGAAAGGUAUUGUGUCAAUGGUCUGUAUAUCACCGACAGAGGAUCCUAGCCCUUUAGCAGGAGCAUGUCUAGACCAGGGGUUCUCAAUUAGAAAUGUCAAAGGUCCAGAAAAUACAUUUUGAGGAAGUCAUAAGUCCAUGGUGCAUGUGUGGUGGUGAAAAACAAAAGACACAUUGGCUUUGUGCUUGAAGGAGGUAAGAUAAUCAUAUAUUUGUCUGUCCAUUCGUCAGUGAAUCAGUGAUUUUCAGUGUCCACCUUUCUCUGAUUUGCCAUUUUGAUGUCAGGUGCUGGGUGUGGGCAACACUCCUGCUGCAAAGACGUUACCACUGCCUGUGCUUUGCUAAGAAGACAGACUAAAGGAGGCAGAUGUGUGACUGUCAGUUUGCAUAGUUAUCAGCCAAUCAGCGCAUCGUUGUCAUGGGAAUAGCAGCUCAUAAUGCAAGUGUGAGCACGCGCACAGUCACACACACACGCUCUCUCUCUCUCUCUCUCUCUCUCUCGGCCAGUCUAACCUUGCAUCAAUCAGUCAGAGAGAGUGCCGUGUUGUUGAUUUUUUUUUUUUUUUGCUCUGGGUCCGCAAAGAGGUGGUCUGCGGUCUGGAUGUGGACCGUGGUCCACCUAUUUCGGACCCUGGGUCUAGACUCUUCAGACUGGGGUGGCCUGACUGGGACACUGAGUUACACAGGGGUGGCCUAAAGAGCAUUUACUCACCCUUUUCUGCCUCUUAUCAUAAGUAAGCUAAUUUAAAGAAACUUAAACCCAAAUACCAAUAAGUGUACACUUUGUUUGAAAGUAAGGGAAAUAUAGAUUUUUAGUCUAGUCAGAUAGAGGUCAAUAAUCCAACAUGUCAAUAAUCCUCCUGAGUCUAACUUAUUUUCUCUUUCCAGGAGUUGAAAUAGGAAUGAGCUCUGGCUUUGAUAAGGAUGGAUCCAGUGAUUGGAAACAAGAACACAACGGUAAUGAUGAAAGUGAUCUGGGGGAUAGCAUCUGAAUUAUUUAAAUUAAAUCAAAUCAAAAUUUAUUUUGAUAAAGCACUUAUCAUACAAGAUAUGGAGCACAAAGUGCUUUACAUAUUCCUAUUUAAUUAUUAUCAUUCAAAAAGCUGGUCUAGACCAUACUCUCUUAACAAAGACCUUUUGUUAGGUUCUGAGGUGGCCCCUAGAUUCUAAGGGGGAACUCACCCUGUGCAACCGUCUGGACACACCCCUACCCAUUUUGUUAAAAGACUAGCCUGAGAAGUAUAAAGAAGCUACAUCAUCAACCACUCCUUACAGCCCACAUAGUUAAGCUAACUCAAAAAAAAACUUAAUCCCAAAUACCAGUAAGUAUGCACUUGUAUUUGAUAGUAAGGGAAAUAAAGAUUGCUAUUCUAGUCAGAUAGAGGUCAAUCAUUCAAUAUGUCAAUAAUCCUCCUGAGUCAAAACUGUUUUCUCUUUCCAGGAGAUAAAAUAGGAAUGAGCCCUGGCUUUGAUGAGGACGGAUCCAGUGAUUGGAAACCCAAACACCAAAGUAAUGAUGAAAGUGACCUGAGGGAUAGCCUCUCAAUUAUUUAAUUACUACUAUUCAGAAAGCUGGUCUAGAUCGUACUCUUUUCCCAAAGAUCUGACGUAAAUAUGAGAUCAGACUGAGCCCCAUCCUGUUCACCUAUAUUCACACUCAACACAUUUCUCUGUAUCUUUCAGUCAUUGCACAUGGGCCUUCAUUUGGCUAUCAGGACCGAUGUCGACCAGGACUUCCAGGUACCAAAUGUAAGGAUUCUGUACCUUCUGUGGAAAGACCUGAUCAAAAACAGAAUCUCACUUCCAAUCACAUUUAACAUAACUAACCUUCAAGUUUUCUCCAUACUGGCAAAACUUACUUACAUGCAGACUCCCAUGGACCCCUUCUUUGUAAUUCCCCUGCUGGUACGAUCUGACUGCUAUUAAAACAGAAAACUUUACAAAUAAGCCCAAAAAUGGAGAAACUGUGUGCUUUUAGCAACUCACUUUUUCAUACCCCAAACAAAAACAGUAAUAUACCGUACAUCUGUCAUAGUUUAUUUCCUAUGUUUUAAUGCCUGAAUCCAACACAAAAGGGUAGGUGUUUUUACAAUUUCCACAUAUACUCACAAUAAAUAUUGCACUCAACCAUCAAGAGUCAAUAGCUACUACUUAAAAGAGGAUAUAUUGGUAAGUGUGAAUUUUGGCACCCUCUGUUCCCCAGCACUGGUUACAGGAAUGAAAAAUUACAGUAUAAAUACCAACAAUAAAGUUGUUGCUAACGCUCUUGUUUGCUUUUGUAUAUAAUACAAAUGCAUGAAAUUAAUUUUAGUUUAUUUCAUUUAUGUCAAAAAAUGUAGAGGGCAAGGCAAGCAAAGACUGCUUUGUCCAAAGGGGGUGCCAAAUUGGAUGAAACUUAAAGUUGGUCACUGGAGCUCCAGUACCCCUGUGGGUGUAGGGUGACAUCAGUUAGUAGAAAUGUGUCUCUGUGCUGCAGACAGGCUGCCUUUGGUACACUGAUGGGGUAAGUGAGGCUGAACAGUGGGAGGGAACAAAAGGGUUUAAAUAUAGUGAUGAAGAUCUGCUGCAGGACUGACCUGAAACAGAAAAUCACAGGCAUCUUAGCCAUUCUCAGUACUGAUUAGAUUCAUGAUCUAUCAGUUCAUAAGCAAGAUGUUUUAACUUCUCCAAAAACUCUGAUCUUGUUGGCCCUGGUGUGUGUGUGCACUGUCUAGGAUGCACAGAUGGACUUCAAUUUCUCAGACUGGGAUUUUUGGAGUACUACCCCAAUUGAAUUUAAGAGUUAAGGUCUUUACAUACCGGGAACGACACAGAUGUACAACUCAAGAUUACAAAAUAUUCGGAGGCGAAUUUUGAUGAGCCUGUCUAUACACAUCAAGCACGAUGUGAUUUUGUGACUUUCUGGGGGGGAAAAAGAUACAUCACAAGUGAAAGAGAGAAGACUGACACAACAGCAGACUGGGUGUUUUUCAGUUCUGAUUAAACACUAGUGUUGAGAUGGCUGUCUGUCAUGAUAGCAUGUACUGAGUCGGGGCCAGUACCAGAUAAGCACAUUAAACUAUAAUCCAUAAACGUAAGGUAACAACUGAGACCUAAUGGUGCUGUGACAGCAACGCGAUUGAGUUUGAGACAGUGAAAAUAUAUAUGGUAUGUUGUAUCUGAACAGGUAAGCUAAUGAGCUAAAGUUACUUAGCACAGAUGAAAGUUAAAACAAAUACGUUUAGCAAACUGUUAAAGCACACAAACUAUUGUCAUAUGAGAAAUCCGACACUAUGACUCUCCACAAGUUGUCCUUCAGGUCAUUAUCUUUGUAAUGUUUGUGUCUUUUAUCAAAAAGCACUUUAUGCUCCGACAUGUAAACAAUCAGCCGGUCGACCAUGUUGGAUAUACCGGUGAAUCUGAAGUCGCAACAACACACAAUCUGAUUGAUCAGAAGUGGACACACAGUAUGUGAAACUUUAGAAAAAUUGUCCGUGAUGCAAAAAAAAUAAAUGCUGCAAUAUCGCAGGACUGGAAAACGUUGCUGAUGUGAACGCUUGUAUUGACAGGAUACGGGUUCGAAAAAAAAUAUUGACUUCCAAAAUAAUCGCGCAAAAAAAAUGCUCCUGGUGUGUAAGGACCUUAAGUCUCUUUAGCUUAAGUCAGAUAGUUUGCAUGUGGACCUGAACAGUGUCAGACCGUAUUCAGCAUAGUAUUGUUUGUAACUUGGCAAAAGUUUUUGAUGGAAAGUGUUGGGAAAGCGUGUGAUCUGUUAUGUUCACAAUAAGAAGGUACUUUUGAAACACAUAGCAUUGGAGCUAAUGUGUUAAGUUAUAUAUUCUGAGACCAGAUUCUUUUGAUAAUUUUUCAAUUUUAAAAAGGGUCAUAGAAAUCCUCUGGAUCUCAGUAAACAGCUUAUAAUCAGUUAACAAGUUUGGGUCACUUGUGGAAAAAUAAAACUUAAUUUGCAUUGCAAGUAACACCUGUUUGAAAGCCUUUUCCUUCUUUUUCCAGGUUCUCCAUCAGUAGAGAGUUUAAACAGAGAGAUACCAAUCGCCAAGAGCCCAGAAGUUCAUAUGAUCCCAUCUUUGUAUGAAUAUUUUUCUCUUUGUGAAGACCUCAUUGAAAGAUGCAAAAAAUACAGUUCUGAUGACAACAGAUAUGAUGUUGUUGUACCCUCUUCUGGUAUUGACGAGAGUGUCACCAGCAGUUCGAAGAUCUCAGAUAAGGCGGAACAGUUCCUAAAAGGUCAUGUGUCCACCAUCUUCAUCCCUUCCUUCUACACCCUGGUCUGCAUCAUCAGUGUGCCCAUCAACAUCUGCGCGGUGCUGGUCUUUGUGCGGAAGAUCAAGCCAAAGAACCCGGCAGUGAUCUUUAUGCUGAACCUGGCCUGUGCUGACCUGCUCUUUGCUCUGCUGCUGCCAUUCAAGAUCUCCUACCACUUCAACGGCAACGACUGGAUUUUUGGUCCUGCCAUGUGUCACGUGGUGACUGCAGCCUUUUACUGGAACAUGUACUGCUCAGUUCUGCUCAUAGCCUGUAUCAGUGUGGACCGACUCCUCGCUAUAGUCUAUCCUAUGGAUUCCCUGACCUGGAGAAGUCCUGGGAAGGCAGUUGUUGCCUGUGCAGCCAUGUGGAUACUGUCCUUUCUGGGGUCAAUGCACCUUCUCUUCACUGAACAGACUGUUUACCUUGAACACUUGAACAUCACCACAUGCCACGACAUCCAGCCCCCACCUUUUUUCGAAUGCUACAAGAUGUAUAUCACCUUUCUCUGUUUAUUCUUCUUCUUCCUGCCGCUGAUCAUCACAGCAGUCUCCUACACUCGGGUGAUCAUGACCCUGAGCAAGGCCCAGCUAGGAGUUCCAGAUCAGUCACGCAAGAAAAGAAGAGCUGUGGUGUUGGCUGCAACAGUGCUGGUGAUGUUUGUGCUUUGUUUCACGCCCACAAACUGCGUCUUACUUGUGCACCUGCUGAAGUUCAAGGAGAAGGUUCUGAGUAACCAUGCUGAUAACCUCUACAUAGUCUACUCAGUGUUUCUGUGUUUGGGAAGUCUGAACUGCCUCCUGGAUCCUCUGGUCUACUACUUUGGGUCGUCCCAGUUUCAGAAAGAGCUGUCCAGUAUGCUGGGGCACCAGAAGACCAAACAGAACACCAGCAGCGGUCAAUCAUCUGAUCCAAGCAUUUCCACCAGCCAAGCACUUCUGAAAUCCAACUGCAAAGAUGGCUCCAAAGUUAACCCUCCAGUCACCAACAGUGACUCUUCUCAAGCAAAUCUUUGCAGCCACUGCAGGAAACUCCUGGUUUAA
Xyrichtys novacula (pearly razorfish) is the source of this 6512-nucleotide messenger RNA. Lineage: Eukaryota; Metazoa; Chordata; Actinopteri; Labriformes; Labridae. The record is from the annotation of a GenBank genome assembly.